Messenger RNA from Anneissia japonica, 786 nucleotides. RefSeq names its product core-binding factor subunit beta-like. Gene Ontology annotation, molecular function: sequence-specific DNA binding; transcription coactivator activity. NCBI's taxonomy places the organism in Eukaryota, Metazoa, Echinodermata, Crinoidea, Comatulida, Comatulidae. Gene Ontology annotation, cellular component: core-binding factor complex; nucleus. Gene Ontology annotation, biological process: regulation of transcription by RNA polymerase II. The record is from RefSeq and is a predicted model, not a curated record.
GUACACUUAAAAGCACAUUUUAUAUUGAACGGAGUUAGCGUGUUAUGGACCGGCUGGAUAGAUACUGCAAGGCUAGAUGGGCUAGGCUAUAUCGAAUUCGACCACGACACAGCAGCGACCGAAAAUAAAAUACUUUUAGACACAUUAGAACAAAAAAACCGACGACUACGAGAAUUUGAGGAACGACAACGAUUAGCAACCUUGCACACGCGACAGGAAAGACGAGUUGAGGCCGAAGCCCAGGGUAUGGGACAAAGGCAAGAACAAAGUCAAAGUACAAGCGUCUCCUGUAGCAGCGAUUGAAGUUCAAACGGCAUUAACUGUGUAAAAAUGUGAGGGCAGAGUGUCGCCAUAAUGUUUUGUGACGAUUGAUCCUUACAGAAGAUGACAUUAUUGUUUAUUCUGACGAAAGAUUCUUAUAGAUAAACGGAUAUACUUCUGCUAGGUAACAAGUCUUCAAAACUCAAAGCCAAGAUGACGAGUAAAACUGGCGAUGGUUACGGUGGAAACGACGAGCGUGAAACUUGUGAAAUGUGGCGGGAAUUGAGUGUAAAGCAGCGCGAAAAUGUCUGAAGUUCCACCAAGUUAUGCAGUUUCAUAAAUAUUUGUAUAUUAUCAUAUUUAAGAUUGUAAUUAAAGUUUUGUUAAGUAUUUGUUGUAUGUGUGCAUGUUAUUUAAUGAGGAUGUUUUGUUUCAAAUCGAAGUAUAUCCUGAACAUGGACAAUGAUUUUCUUGCAAUUUUGGUGACCAAUUAUUGAUACAUUGUUGGUUUAUUGUUAUUAUAAU